GUUUCUUCUGGUUUAGCUCCAUUUGGAAAAAAAAUAAUAGACUAACAAUGUUUGCGCCUGCCGACAGGCAUUCCUCCAUACGCAAGGUACUAAUGGUGGUCACCAUGGUUACCGUUGGUAAACAUAUCGACUGAGAACCAACCUGUUCCUGUUCUCCAACCUUUGUACUGAUCACGCUGUAUUACGGAAACCAGUCUGUAAACGGAAAGACCACGAUCAGUGAGAGUCGUCCAGUCAGUCCAGUAAGAAUCAGUAAAAAUACAACUUCAUGGAUUGGACCAGCGAAUUAGAAGUAAGCUCGAAGAAGCUGGUACCGAGGUUAGGAAGACGAGCUGGUCAAGGAAGCGCAUCGCGGGAUGAUUUCAAGUCUGAGGAUGACCCUCUGGACAGUCCUGUUUCUCUGAGCAGUCUUGCUACAGCAACACCAGUGGCACCGCCACGUGCUAGGAAAACCGGAUGGGGCGAUGAGACAAAAGGCUCCAAGUACGUGUUUUCUUCCUACUCGGGAUCCUCAGAACGAAGAUAUCAUCAAGCAUGAUAGAACAACUCUUCUUUAGGGAACGUUUUCGUGGGGCUGACAAAGGUGAUCGCUCCGGCUUGGAUGACGGAGACGAUGCCGACGUGGAAGUCAAUGAAGGAACUAGGCGGCACGAAAUCCCUGUUAUACCUGACUUGGAGGACGUAC
Cephus cinctus (wheat stem sawfly) is the source of this 685-nucleotide messenger RNA. RefSeq lists its product as uncharacterized. Bases 269 to 538 code for a protein of 89 amino acids. NCBI's taxonomy places the organism in Eukaryota, Metazoa, Arthropoda, Insecta, Hymenoptera, Cephidae. The transcript is spliced from 5 exons. The record is from RefSeq and is a predicted model, not a curated record.